AUGAUAAAAGAGCAAAAGAUAAAACUUCCGCCUGAUCUCAUUACCCACAUAUUUUCACUGCUGCCCAUCAAUUCUCUGCUGCGUUUUCAGUGUGUUUCGAAGUCAUGCUUAGCUCUAAUCACUGACCCAUAUCUCAUCAACAUGAGCCUCGACACUAGCAGAGAGCGUAGUCUCAUUGUUGAGACAUCUUCACGCCAUCGGCCAAAAGAUUACUACUUGGUAAACUUUUCCGAUGAGAAUCGGCUCGGCGAGUCUACGAAGAUCUACCCGCCAUUCCAUUUUCAAAAAAACCUCAACCAAACCUCAAUGAUAGGCUGUUGCAACAUGUUAGUUUGCAUCUUCAAAUCUGCAUAUUUGGAUCCAUAUGGUUAUUAUGGAUCCAAAUAUGAUAAUAAAAUUGUGAUUUGGAAUCCAUCAAUCAAGAAAAACAAGAAAUUGCCCAAUGAGCCUCAUCUAGACUAUGAUAAGCACAACCAACUCAUAACAACAUUAGGGUAUAACCCAGUCGAACUCAAUUUAGCAUUCGGGUUUGACCCAGUCAACAAUGAUUACAAGGUUUUGAAGAUUGUAUUUGCGAGAGUUGUGAAAGCUGAUAAUUGGGGGCUUGAGCCUCCAUGGACCGCUGAAAUUAUGGAGCCCUUAGAAAUUAUGGUAUAUAGUCUGAAAGCACAUUCUUGGAAAAGAGUAGAAGAUCAAUGGCCUUACAAGGAGGAGUCAUUUAUUUGGUCGGGGCCGGCUUUCUCCAACGGUGCUUUCUAUUGGUUGGUUAAUAGUGCACUUGGAUCAACCACCCUUCUCACAUUCGAUCUCACUACUGAGAAAUUUGGAUUGCAAACGUUUCCGUUCGAAUCGUAUUUUAAUGUGACUUUGGAGGUUUUGGGAGGAUUGCUAUGUGUUUCUAAGAAUACUCAUGAGGGUGUUGAAGUUUGGAUGAUGGAAUACGGGGUAACAAGCAAUUGGAGUCGGCUUUAUACGGUGCCUAUGACUUUCCCCUACCACCGAUCACUAGCUUUUUCAGAAGACGGUGAAAAGAUUCUAAUGGAAGACAACUCUAGGGAGCUCUUUUGGUUUCACAUAGAAAAGAAGACAUGGUACAAGAUUAUUGAGAAUGCUAGGUGUCCUAUUUUCAAUAUGAAUUGGACAGCGCCUUAUGUAGAAAGCAUCCUUCUCAUAGAUGGUGAUAGUGACAAUUGA
Molecule: messenger RNA, 1194 nt
Organism: Corylus avellana
Lineage: Eukaryota; Viridiplantae; Streptophyta; Magnoliopsida; Fagales; Betulaceae
Product: F-box protein CPR1-like
Molecular function (GO): protein binding
Source: RefSeq, a predicted model, not a curated record